CACCACACGACCACAUCCUGUUGCAGCAUCUCGCUCUCUUCAAAACAUAACACCUCUUCGACUGGUAAGAAACUCGAGAUAAAACAUCUGCGAGAGCUCGAAACAAGAGACACGAUCGAAUCUCGAGUAUCUCGAACGAAACGACAUAAAAUCAUACCAAGAUGACGCUCUACUACAGUCUCGUCUUCUUGCUCCUGGUAGCAGAGAUGACGCUCUUCAUGCUCCUCAUCGUGCCCCUACCCUUCACCAUCCGCCGCAAGAUGUUCACGUUCAUCAGCGAAAGCCCCUUUGUUGCCAAACUUCAAUAUGGAAUGAAAAUCACCUUCAUCUUCAUCUUGAUCCUCUUCAUCGACAGCGUCAACCGCGUCUACAGAGUUCAACUUGAGCUGGCCGAUACCAACAAGACACCUGGAGCUGCAGUUAUGGGCCAUGAGCGCAUGGAAGUCCAAGCCCGCAAAUUCUACUCCCAGCGUAACAUGUACCUCUGCGGCUUCACGCUCUUCCUCUCCCUCAUCCUCAACCGUACCUACACCAUGAUCUUGGACGUUCUUCGCCUUGAGGAGAAGGUCAAGAAGUACGAAGGUGAUCCAAAGGCUUCUGGAAAGGAGAGUGAGAAGUUGGCUAAUGCAGGAAAUGCUGGGGAGAUCGGCAAGCUAAAGAAGCUUUUGGCUGAGAAGGAUCGUGAUUUGGAGACCUUGAAGAAGCAGAGUGAGGGCUUGAGCAGAGAGUAUGGUGAUUUGAGUGAUAAGUAUGGCGCUGCUACGGGUGCCGACUCUACACCAAAGAAGAGCAGAUAAGCCAUGCAGAUAUCAUCGGGAGGCUUAUCGGAGUAGAUUAGGACGAGUGCAGAGGGAAUGAGGGAUGCCGGAUGAGUGGAGUAAAUUCAUAUGGAUGGGGAUACCAGUUGUCAUGUGGUAGGGUUUCGUGUAGGGUUUUGGCGAGAGGUGUAUUGGUGGAGCAUCUUUGGAGUGGCCGGAGAGGGGAAAAUAAAACAGUUUUCAUUGGCGUCUACGAUUUCUGGUUUAGUAAAUUAUAGGUCAUCAAUGGUAUUGCCAAUUCAUGCGCAGGCUCCUCGCCAAUGUCACAAGUCUGUGCAACCUUGUUUUGUAUAAUCAUCGAUUAACCUAUCUGCUUUUCUAUGCAAUUGUACUUUUAGCAGAAAUCUGCCUGCAAUGUAUUGUGAGUCGCCCAGGUGUCUGGGCUCAUGUUGGGUUAGUACCCAGAGUGUUGCCCAUAGGCAUAUCAAUCAUAUCAAUUCCUUUGAACUGGCGAGGCGAAGAAGCAAAUUGAAUGAGACUAGUAAUGAUAGCUCUCGCCCCCAGCGGCUGAUCAUCUCAAGGAUGACCACCAUGAAUUUCCUCAGUCCUUGAACCCCGAAGCAGACUUAAUCGAGACCCAAACUGCUCUUUGGAAGUCCCCGAUAUCCAAUCGUCGUAACCUCCAUAGAGGCUGUAAACUUUUGAAUCUCGCGAAUUUUGACCCCAUCUCAAUAAUCUUCUUGUGCGACAAACAGAC
Cadophora gregata is the source of this 1515-nucleotide messenger RNA. RefSeq lists its product as uncharacterized. Gene Ontology annotation, cellular component: endoplasmic reticulum membrane; endoplasmic reticulum. Gene Ontology annotation, biological process: endoplasmic reticulum to Golgi vesicle-mediated transport; intracellular protein transport. The coding region runs from base 162 to 797 and encodes 211 amino acids. NCBI's taxonomy places the organism in Eukaryota, Fungi, Ascomycota, Leotiomycetes, Helotiales, Ploettnerulaceae. The transcript has 5 exons. The record is from RefSeq and is a predicted model, not a curated record.